Messenger RNA from Cylicocyclus nassatus, 1231 nucleotides. The record is from the annotation of a GenBank genome assembly. Lineage: Eukaryota; Metazoa; Nematoda; Chromadorea; Rhabditida; Strongylidae.
GCUUACAUCUCCAGAUUCUAAUUUCUGGAAAUUCUAUCAACAAAAGACUUCGAGGAUAAUUGGAUCAGGAUCUCUAUCGCCCAGAGCUGCCUGGAUUUAUUCCAGCAUGUUAUGGACGUAUCGGUAGUAAUUCCUGUCAAGAAUGGAAUGCCUUACCUGAAGGAAUGCUUGGAGUCAUUGCUACAGCAGAAUUUCGACGGAAAAUGGGAGAUCUGUAUGUACAACGAUGGCAGCACUGAUUCGACAAUAACAUAUGCCGAGUCGUUUAUACCACAGUUUCAAGAACGGAACAUUGAUCUUCGAAUACGUAGUGGAGCGGAAAGUGGAGGUGUUGGCUUCGCGAAGAACCAAGCUGUAAAAAUGUCUACCGGGCGUUUUAUCUGUUUCUGUGAUGCGGAUGAUGUUUCGGAGCUAAGCAGAUUACAAGAACAGUAUAACAUGGCGAUUUCUCGAAAGAGUGAUUUGGUUUUUAUUGGUAGCAACUUCACUAGAUUACCCGAAGGAUCUACAGAACGUUACACCAAAUGGGCCAAUGAGCUGACAACGGCGCAGUUAACAGUGCAGGUGUAUACGUCGCAUGGCCCAACCCUCAUAGCUCCAACAUGGUUUAUCUCAAGAAAACUCUUUUUCGUGGUAGGCGGAUUUAGAGACGACCUGCGAAGUGGGUUUCCCGAAGAUCUCGAUUUCUUCUACCGUGCAUUAGACGUAGAUGAUGUUGCAUUCGCUAAAGUAUACGAGCCCCUCGUAAAAUAUCGUUAUCAUCCAGGAUGUGCUUCUUUUGGAGUUUCCGAAGCUGCUAUAUGGAACAUGCGUGUUAGUCGCUUCUGCAGUCAUGUACUUCCUUUUUGGAAAACAUUUACUAUCUGGAAUGCUGGCAAACAGGGGAAGCGAUUUUUCAAGUCCCUUUCCGAAAGUGAUAAACAACGCGUUGUAUCGUUCUGCGAUGUCGACGUGAAGAAGAUCAAACGAGCAUGGCUGGAGGAUUAUGACGAAAAAGCACGAGUAGUUCGGUGGAAACUACCCAUUGUUCAUGUGAAGUCUGCACGCCCACCGGUGGUAAUCUGUGUGAAACUGGAUAUGACUGGUGGCGACCUGGAGCGCUUAGUAGCAGAAUCACAAUGGGAGGAGGGUCGCGACUAUGUUUACUUUAGCUGAAAGUUUAUCUGGUCUAUGUGAGACUGUUUUUGGGCAGCUGACAUCAUUGCAUUUUACUUACGGGUAUCAAGAUUCC